AGUUAGUCCGCAUCCGCCGUUAAACAAGCAACUGAAGAAGAAGAAGAAGAAGAAGAACCACCUUCCACUUUGUUUUAGAAGCAGAAGAAGAAGAGGAAGAAGGAGAACGAAGCGCAUCAUCCAUCUUCGGGGAAAGCAACAGCUAUCUAACGAGAGACCAGAGAAGAACAAACAUCGGCCAUCAUGGGAGCCGUGCUGGGAUUGUGCUCCAUGGCGAGCUGGAUCCCAUGCCUGUGCGGCAGCGCCCCCUGCCUGCUGUGUCGAUGCUGCCCCAGCGGAAACAACUCGACUGUAACUCGCCUCAUCUACGCCUUCUUCCUGCUGCUGGGAGUGGGUGUUGCCUGUAUUAUGUUGAUGCCCGGCAUGGAGGGGCAGCUUAAGAAGAUUCCAGGUUUCUGUGAAGGUGGGAUGGGCUCGUCUAUUCCUGGUGUGGAGGGUCACGUGAACUGCGACGUUCUGGUUGGCUACAAGGCUGUGUACCGCGUUUGCUUCGGCAUGGCCAUGUUCUUCCUGCUCUUCUCUCUGCUCAUGAUCAAAGUCAAGAGCAGCCAGGACCCCCGAGCUGCGCUGCACAACGGGUUUUGGUUCUUUAAGUUUGCUGCAGCUGCUGCCAUAACAAUUGGAUCAUUUUUCAUCACAGAAGGUCCCUUCACUACUGUGUGGUUCUACGUCGGCAUGGCUGGAGCCUUCUGCUUCAUCCUCAUCCAGCUGGUUCUCCUCAUUGACUUUGCUCAUUCCUGGAAUGAGUCCUGGGUGGAGAAGAUGGAGGAGGGCAACUCUCGCUGCUGGUACGCAGCUCUGCUGUCGGUCACCACAAUCAACUACGUGUUGUCUCUGUUGUCUCUGGUCAUGUUCUACGUCUACUACACCCACUCUGACGGCUGCACCGAAAACAAGGUGUUCAUCAGCAUCAACAUGCUCCUCUGCGUCGCCGCCUCGGUCCUGUCCAUCCUGCCUCAGAUCCAGGAGUCCCAGCCCAGGUCUGGCCUGCUGCAGUCCUCCCUGGUUACCCUGUACACCAUGUACUUGACCUGGUCGGCCAUGACCAAUGAGCCUGACAGGAAAUGUAACCCGAGCCUUCUGGGUAUCAUCGGGCUGAACAGCACCAGUCCUGCAGGUCAGGACCAUGUGGUUCAGUGGUGGGAUGCCCAGGGGAUUGUGGGAUUGAUCCUCUUCCUCAUGUGUGUCCUCUACUCCAGCAUUCGUAAUUCGUCCAACGCCCAGGUGAACAAGCUGACUCUGACCAGCGACGAGUCGGCUCUGAUCGAGGACGGGCCCCAGAGCGACAGCUUCGAGGAGGGUGGCGGCGCCAGCCGAGCUGUGGACAACGAGAAGGACGGCGUCACCUACUCGUACUCUUUCUUCCACUUCAUGCUGUUCCUGGCAUCGCUCUACAUCAUGAUGACGCUCACCAACUGGUACAGCCCCGACUCCAACUACGAAGCCAUGACCAGCAAGUGGCCCUCGGUGUGGGUCAAGAUCUCCUCCAGCUGGAUCUGCAUCGCCCUCUACGUGUGGACGCUGGUGGCUCCGCUGGUCCUGGUCAACCGGGACUUUGACUGAAUCCCUGCCGUCCCACCGCUCGCACGCACACACCCGUGCUCCGCUUUCACCUGUGUUUUUUGUUUUUGUUUCAACGAAGUCAGUAGAACAGUAGGUAGCUAACCCUGCGUCGGUUCCAGCGGGACGGGGGCUGUGCUCACACUGGCUCUUUCGGGUCUCUCUCUCUCUAUCGUGUUCUUGGUGGCUGUGGCUCGUCUCUGUAGUCCGCCGCGGCUUCUUCACCGCGAGGCCGAUGAGCGGAGAGUCCCGUCCUAGCUCUGACUGCAGCCCUGGCUCCUCUGGUGUCGUGUCAUUGUGAACCCUGAGCAGCCUGUUGUUGUGGUUGUCCCCCACCCACCCCCCACAUGCUGUUAGCCAUUGUAAAUGUAUCCUGUGAGUUCCUAGUGGUCUUUUUUUAAGGGCGCUUUCACACCUACAGUUUGGUAGACUCGCGAUUCGGGAACUGAAGUUGCAACAUUGUUGCGGACCAAACAAGGCCGGUAUGAAAGCGCCCUUAGUUUACUUUCUAUAAAGACAGAGCUGCAUGCUUUCCCCUUUUUUUAAAACCUGAUGUGACAUUAACAGUAGCUGUAUCUGCUGUAUGUAUCAGCUUUUUUAUUAACGGUGGCUCCGACGGGUGUGCUGACUGCAGUAUUACAUUACAUUACAUGUGGGAAUGCUGUUACGUAGAAACGAACUGCUUAGAUUGUGCUGAUGUUGUUUUUAUAAGCAGGACUCCAGCUGUGGCGCGGAGACGAGAGCGGCUCAUUGCAGUCCACUUAAGCGUACCAUCACCAGGCAUGAGCAGUGCUGUGUAGCGGUGUGUGUGUGUGUGUGUGUGGUAUUCUAGUCAUCACGUGUUAAAGCUCUACCAGCUGUGUGUCCUCUGCAGCUUGCACUUACACAACAAAGGCAUUCCUGUUUUUGUUGUCUCUUGAAUUGAAUUGUUUUGACUUUAAAUGUACAAUUUUGAAAGACUUGUAGAUAAGUUAUUUGCUAGUGUUUAGCAUGUACUGUAGUUCCUCACACAUACAUUGGUAAGAUUGUCUCACCCGUGCUUUUAUCCUAACAUGAUUGUUUUUUUUUUCUCCUCUUGACAUGUAAAAGUAUAUCGUAACUCGUUUAAUAAAAGUGAUUUGAAAAGAAA
Molecule: messenger RNA, 2689 nt
Organism: Perca flavescens (yellow perch)
Lineage: Eukaryota; Metazoa; Chordata; Actinopteri; Perciformes; Percidae
Product: serine incorporator 1
Exons: 10
Coding region: 184-1563 (459 amino acids)
Cellular component (GO): membrane
Source: RefSeq, a predicted model, not a curated record